AAUUUGAAACCUUAUGAAUAAAAUUUCUGUAAUUCUUUAACCAUUUUGUAAUAUUUAGUUUGUUUGCUGUGAGACACAGAAGGCGUUUUCUCCUAUGCAGCGACUGACAAUACAACCAUAAAAUACACCAAAACACAACAUAAAUUCACAAAUCACAUCCAUUUUAUUUGUUCGCUGUACUCCCAAUCUUUAGAAUCCAUAUGUUUGUAAGGAACAGAUCCAAAUUCAGCCCUUUAUCCAUCGAUCUUCAUUUUGAUUCUCAGCAACAGCGACCAUCACAGUCAAAGCUCGCGCUCGUUAUGAUUCAAAUUUGAAAGUAGCGCCACCCUCGAGAAGCGUUACGACAUGGUUUACGGCACUGAUAUCGAACGCUCAUUGGUUCUCACCUGCUUCGUCACAGAUUGCGACAUGCCGUGUUUCAGUGGAUUGACAUUUGAAAUGAGCGCGCGCCUUCACGGAGAGUAGCCGGAUUUAUCAUAUUUUCAUGGACUAAUAAAUUAAAUUCUGCUCUGUACCCUACCGCCAGAGAGGACUAUGACUGGAACUCAUCAUCACACAACUACUUUUGAAUAUCCCUCUAGAUGAUGAAUGUGUGAUGAAUUUCUGCAUUGAGAUCUUGCUGGCCAUCUCAGGGACAGGGACCUUCCCAAAACACUUUCCACAAGGUGACACAGAAUCAUCUAGAAACUCAUGAGUUCUACUCUGCUAUAUUUCCCUUUGGUGGACCUAAAGAGAGCCUGACAUGAAGGAUGAAAAGCAGAUCAUCAUUACUCCUAAACCAAUGUACAAUUAGCACUAGGUUCUCCAGGAGUGAAUUCCUUUUUUCUGAGGCUGCUGUUCAAGAAACCGUUGCAUUGGAGAUUUUGGACGUUAUCGAGGCUAAAAUCUGGGCGAAUUUCAAGAUUUUAACAUCUGAAAGGAUAGCUUAGUCAUUGGAUACAAAAUGUAUUCGAGCCUGGCUAUAUCUUCCAACCCGUCCCCCUACGCACACGAUACCGGGAACUACAUCCAUCCGUCCGCGAGCUCACCUGUGUAUGUGCCCACCACCCGUGUACCUGCCAUGCUCCAGACCUUGCCCUACCUACAGACGUGCGAGUCCACCCAUCAGGGCCAUGGGCUCGGCAGUCACCACGCCUGGUCACAGACUGGCACGGAGAAUUCCUCUUUUAACCCGGGCAGCCCUCAUCCUCCGCCCGGCUUCUCGUAUUCGCACAGCCCGCCGGUAAGCAGCAGCACCGGCAGGGACGCCGCGUACCAGAAUCAGCUGGUGUUGAGUAACAGCGGCCGGGCAGAUCAAUAUGGAAGUGCCCUGGUGCGCUCCGUCGGUGGCUCCUACACCAGCCCGUACGCGGCCUACAUGAGCCCGGAGAUGGCAACCUCAUGGACGCCGGGACCCUUCGAUGGCGGCAUGAUCGGUCUUCAGGGACGCCAAGGAAGUCUACCAGGAAGGAGGUCCAGUUUAGACAUGUUGGAAGAGCUGCCGUGUGAAGGGCGUGAGUGUGUGAACUGCGGCUCCAUCUCGACGCCGCUGUGGAGGAGAGACGGGACCGGACAUUACCUGUGCAACGCGUGCGGCCUCUACCACAAGAUGAACGGCAUCAACCGACCUCUAAUCAAACCACAGAAACGCCUGCAAAGCACGUCACGGCGAGCAGGUCUGUGUUGCACUAACUGUCAUACCAGUACAACCACACUGUGGAGGAGAAAUGCAGAGGGAGAGCCCGUCUGCAACGCCUGCGGUCUAUACAUGAAGCUCCACGGGGUACCAAGGCCAUUAGCAAUGAAGAAAGAAAGCAUUCAGACAAGGAAACGCAAACCAAAGAUGCCCAAAACCAAAGCAUCCUCAGGGUCAACAGUGUCUGGUGCUACGUCUCCCACUUCAUUGCCUGUGUCAGAGAACGCCUCUACAAUAAAGAGCGAACCCAACAUCGCAGCUUCUCCGUAUGCGGGCCAAACUGUUGUAUCAGUCACACAGACAUCAACACAGUUGGACAGUGCUAGUUCAGCACAUGUGGACAUCAAAUAUGAGGACUACACAUACACUCCAACGUCAAUCGCCACACAGAAUUCCUGGUGUGCGCUGUCCCAAGCGUGAUCUGAGACCUACUACCUUCUCGAAACCUCUCCAGUGCAUUCUGGGAGAAAAGACUUUUAACAAGAUCUACCUAAUAGAACAUUUACACAAAUGUAGACAGACGGAGCUUAGGAGCGCAAGAGAUCGACUGUAAUUUGUGCUACUUUGCCUUGCUGAUUCAUCGUGGCGUAUCUGUCAGUGAUGUCACGGCCGAUUCAUGCAAUUCCACCAAAAUACGGCGGGCGACAAGCAGAGACUUAGCAGCAGUUCUCGAGUUCCUAAAGCAAUGAUCAGGAGGACAAAAACAUGCUUUUUAUGGCUUCUGAACAUGUUUCAUGGCUUAGAUGUUAAUGAUUAACUUUUAAGAAACAUUAUUUAUGUUGAGAUAAGAAUAGUGGAGGCACACAAGUCUCUCCCAUAAUUCCCCUUAUCCUUCAGGGAAUGCGUCUUUAUGGUCGUUAUGACUUUAGAUCGCAUACUUUCCCUGAAUGAGGUUUUUUAAAGUUUCCUUGUUGUCUUUGCUGAUUCCAGACUUUGUUAAUGCUGUAUUGUAUUCCUCCGAUGAUCAAAGUGCAAUGACCCUCACUUUUCAGCAAAUUUUGAAAAGGCACACUUUUAUUUUAAUUGUUUGAAAUUUUGUGUUUUGUUUUGUCAGAAUAUGUUAACCUAAAUUUAUUUGCUGUAUUUUGUUGAUAUAUUGGAAUUAUAUCAUUGUUUUAUUGCAUAUAAAAUUGCCAAACAUUU
Molecule: messenger RNA, 2818 nt
Organism: Ctenopharyngodon idella (grass carp)
Lineage: Eukaryota; Metazoa; Chordata; Actinopteri; Cypriniformes; Xenocyprididae
Gene: gata5
Product: GATA binding protein 5
Exons: 8
Coding region: 944-2095 (383 amino acids)
Biological process (GO): positive regulation of transcription by RNA polymerase II; negative regulation of transcription by RNA polymerase II; cell fate commitment
Cellular component (GO): nucleus
Molecular function (GO): zinc ion binding; DNA-binding transcription factor activity, RNA polymerase II-specific; RNA polymerase II cis-regulatory region sequence-specific DNA binding
Source: RefSeq, a predicted model, not a curated record